AUGGGUGCUGCUGUGUUUGUAUCACAGAUUGCGAGUGUAUUUGCGGUUGCAAUUAUGCUGAUUGUGAUCGUGAUCUGUGUGAUUUGUGAUACACGUUACGUUGUGGAUGCCUUCAUUGGUGAUAAUGCUGCAGAUCAUCUGGAUGACUACACACCUAGUUCGUACGACCCGUACAGCAAUGUUUCAUAUACGCGAAUCAACAAGUCCAGAAGACGCGAUGGACUAAGAUCUGAGCAAGAUCGAAUCUACAAUCGACCACCACCAGUCGUGAAGAAGAUCUUCCUAAGACCGAACCAAGAUGCCCAAUUCAAACCAAAACAAUUCAUAUGGCGUGUUUGGAGGAUUCCGCGACUGAAAAGUUUGAUUCAAGAAGCCGGCGAGUUCUUGGGUUACGACGAUGGUGUUGCAGAAUGCCUGUAUGACAUGAACGGACGAUUAAUCCAGAAUGAAAAUGAAAUUGAUAACGGACAGACAUAUAUUCUGGCUGGAAUGGAACCUCUCAACAUGAAGUAG
This is a messenger RNA of Anisakis simplex (herring worm), 513 nucleotides long. Lineage: Eukaryota; Metazoa; Nematoda; Chromadorea; Rhabditida; Anisakidae. The record is from the annotation of a GenBank genome assembly.